Molecule: messenger RNA, 3298 nt
Organism: Tetranychus urticae (two-spotted spider mite)
Lineage: Eukaryota; Metazoa; Arthropoda; Arachnida; Trombidiformes; Tetranychidae
Biological process (GO): adenylate cyclase-activating G protein-coupled receptor signaling pathway; hormone-mediated signaling pathway; activation of adenylate cyclase activity
Cellular component (GO): plasma membrane
Molecular function (GO): G protein-coupled peptide receptor activity; protein binding
Source: RefSeq, a predicted model, not a curated record
AAUAUCAACAGUUGAAUCCUUAUUAUUAUAAUACAUUCAAAUGAUGGAUACUCUUUUGUACAUUGAAACCUGUGAAACAUUCAACAAUUCAACAUUAAUUGCUAAUUUAGCCAAGUUAAUUAGACAACAAUUUCAAGUGAAAAUAAUGUUACAAUUGAAUGAGAGAUGAAAAUAAAACAAGAUCCAAACAAAUGAUCAUUUAACAUUUAACAUGUAAUAGGAAACCUUCACAAAUCAACUAACAAUUAAUCAAAGCAACCAACAAAAAAUAUGACUAUCAAUCGUUACAAUCAUCAUCACUCUCCUCAUCAUUAUCACUUCCAUUAGGAUCAACCUCACAACUCUUCAUCUUACCCUGAGUCGACUUUUUCCAGUGUUUUUACCUUCAACUUGUUUGGCGAAAAAAGAAUCUAAAUUUUGACCUUUUCUUUGCCGAAAUUGUUGAAUCUUUUUUGUCUAUUCUUACCUUUCACACUCAUCUUUAUUUGUGUUUAAAUGUGCCAAAUGACCGUAAUUAAACAAUGACUUUGAAUCAAGUUUGUACAGUUAUUUCCUUGAUUGCAAUCUUUGCAACGGUUUUCCUUUUACCUUUGAUAUUAUUGUUUGGUGAAGAUGUGGCCAACAUUGAACGAUCUUACAAUGAACCUCAUUUGGACCUUUUUUCCGAUUCCGAUGACAAUUCGAGCAACUUUUCCAUCAACAUUUCCACACUGGAUUCAGAUGAAGAUCCUGAAACUCCAAUUUGUGCCAACAUUUAUGAUUUCCCUUGCCAUCGAUCAUUUGAUCAGGAUAAUCAAGUUAUUUGUUUAAAUCGCGAUUAUCAGUGUAACAAAGUAAAAGACUGUCCAAAUGGUGAAGACGAGGAAGAGUGCAAUGACAUUUAUGGCGCUCUUGAUGAACACUUUACUCGUCAGGCCAAAAAAUGGGGAACUUUAAUUGUCUCAAACAAAUCACAAUCUAACUUUAUCCAUGCUAAUUGCACUUUAGCUGACAUUUAUCAAAGUCGCUGUCCAUGCAUUCUCAAUGAUAGCCAACGAAUCUUGUGUACAAACCAUGAUUUCACUGAAAUACCUUCAAAUCUGUCGACAACGAUAACAGUUCUUAAUCUUGAUAAUGGUAAAAUCGAUUCAAUUGAUUCUCAAGUAAUUGCCAAAUAUUUCAAUUUAACAACAGUUUCAUUGAAAAACAAUCGUUUAACAACAAUCAAAUCUGAUUCAUUUUCAUCUUUAAUCCAACUGAAAAGACUCUAUCUGAUUGGAAAUGAAAUCAAUCACAUUGAUCAAGAUGCAUUCCAAAAGUUGAUUAAUCUUAAAUUUCUAGAGCUUCAUACAAAUCGUUUGGAAAAUAUCGAUGCUGCUCAAUUGUUCAAAGGGUUGACAAAACUUGAAACUUUGUAUCUGGAAUUUAAUCAGCUGAAAUCCGUUGGAAAAUUUCCUCAUCUCGAUUCGUUAAGAUGGAUAGAUUUGAGCAACAAUCAAUUGACAGAGAUUCAAGACAUUUUCCGCAACCUUGUUUCCUUGAAAGUAUUGAAUUUAAGCUCUAAUAAACUUAAACGAUUACCAGCCGAUGCGUUUCAUUAUAAUAAGAGAUUGAUUCAUUUGGAGGUGGCUCUUAAUUCAAUUGAAUCUAUCGAUGUAACAGCUUUCCAUAAUCUUCGAGAUUUACGUAAAUUGAAUCUGAGUUACAAUCCGUUGACAACUUUACCUCGACAUGUUUUCAAAGAAUCAAAUGCACUUCAAUCGCUUGAUUUAUCUGGAAUCGAGAUUCGAAAUAUUCAUCCGGGACAUUUCAAUCGAACCGUUGCACUUCGUCAUGUGUACUUUUCCAAAUUUCGAUACUGCAUGUAUGCUCCUCGUGUGAGAGUUUGUAGACCGUUUAGUGAUGGUGUCUCAUCGGUCAAACAUUUACUCCUUUAUCCAAUUCUCAGAAUGUCUGUCUGGAUAGUCGCUGGUAUAACUUGUGCUGGUAACACUUUGGUUCUUGUUUGGCGAUCAAUGGCCAAGAAAGAGCACCAAUCCCUCUCGUUAUUGGUUAAAAAUUUAGCCAUUGCUGAUCUGAUGAUGGGAAUUUAUUUGGUGGUCAUUGGCUCAUAUGAUCAAGUUUUCCGUGAAAAAUAUAAUAAUUAUGCUCUACAAUGGAUGCACUCAUGGAAGUGUAAUUUCUGUGGAUUUUUAGCCACUCUUUCCUCUGAAUUAUCAAUUUUCAUUGUUCUCAUGAUAACCAUUGAAAGAUAUCGAAGUAUCACCAUGACUUGUCGACUGGUAACCCUUCGAUGGACUGCAUCUAUUCUUCUUCUAAUCUGGACUGUCUCGCUUGCAGUUUCACUCUUUCCUAUUUUAUACUGGUCAGACCCUGAAGACCCUCUCUAUUAUGCUUCAAACGGAGUUUGUUUUCCUCUUCACCUGGAAGAUCCUUUCAUGUUUGGCUGGCAAUUUUCCACGUUUAUCUUCCUCGGCAUAAACUUGCCCGCUAUUGUGGCCAUUAUUGGUUUAUACACUCGACUAUUUCUUGUAAUUAAAAGAGAUCGUCAGCUAACUCGACCUGCUUUAUUGGGAAAGGCAGAUCAUGAAGAUGUUAUCCUCGCUUUUCGAUUCUUUUGUAUUGUUGUCACAGACUGUCUUUGCUGGGUACCAAUUGUGUCGAUCAAAAUAUUUUCAUUUACCUACAUGUACAUAUCACCUAAAGUAUAUGCUUGGCUGGUUGUAUUUAUAUUACCCAUCAACAGUGCCUUAAAUCCAAUGAUAUACACGAUUGCAGCUCCAACUGGCUUUCGUCGCAAGGCAACUAAAUAUCUCAGACAAGCUCGUCGUCAUUUAGGACCGUUACUUGGUUGGACUUCAUCUGGAUCAAUGCACCAAGAUCGUUAUUCUUCUUCAGUUCCUUCAAAUGGAACGAGUUCACUUGACCACACGAGAUCAAGUAAUUGCUCGGUUUUAUCGAUGGCGGCUGUUAAUUCAAUCACCAAAAAUGGAUUAAUCACGAACCAUGUAUCCUCCGAGAAAGAGAUCGUUAAAAUGAGAAUCAAAUGAGAUGAAGCAACGAUUCAGAAAAAUUUACAAGACAGAAACUGACUUCUGUGGAUGUGUCACAAUCUUUUCCAUUGAAACGUUCAUUUGUUCAAUUGUGAUCAAUCAAGGUUUCUUAAAUACUUUCGUUUCAAAUGUUUUUGUAAAUAAUGUAACUUAUCAUUUGACAUUCAACUCAUUGUUGUUAUUAAUAUUCAUGUUGUACUGUUAAAUUUGAUUAUAAAUUUGUACAUACCAACAAAUUCUCAGUAAAAGAAACAUUCUUUAACAGG